Cheilinus undulatus (humphead wrasse) is the source of this 2376-nucleotide messenger RNA. It is a transcript of the gene dnajb6b, whose product is annotated as DnaJ heat shock protein family (Hsp40) member B6b. The transcript is spliced from 10 exons. Gene Ontology annotation, biological process: positive regulation of proteasomal ubiquitin-dependent protein catabolic process; protein refolding. Gene Ontology annotation, cellular component: endoplasmic reticulum membrane; cytosol. The record is from RefSeq and is a predicted model, not a curated record. Lineage: Eukaryota; Metazoa; Chordata; Actinopteri; Labriformes; Labridae. Gene Ontology annotation, molecular function: ATPase activator activity; Hsp70 protein binding. The coding region runs from base 199 to 1185 and encodes 328 amino acids.
UCCGAGCUUACGUGAACACAGCAGCAGCACAGUGGGCUAGUCGCUAUCAGUAGCCACAUCACCAGCCAGCUCCCCCAACGGCUGCAGUUACAGGUUCCGCGCUUUGACGAAGACAGGGGGACAUAUCCUUAGAAAGAGGCCAGGCCGGGAACCUUCACACGGGACAGCAACUUCAAUCUCAAACACACAGACGCAGACAUGGUGGAAUACUACCAGAUAUUAGGAGUCCACAAAAAUGCAACGCAAGAUGACAUCAAAAAAGCUUACAGAAAAUUGGCAUUAAAGUGGCAUCCCGACAAGAACCCAGACAACAAGGAGGAAGCAGAGAGAAAGUUCAAAGAGCUGUCAGAGGCAUAUGAAGUUCUUUCAGAUGAAAACAAGAGGAAUGUUUAUGACCGGUACGGUAAAGAAGGCCUCUCAGGGGGAGGAGGAGGAGGAGGAGGACAUUACGAUCACUUUGGUGGUAGCAGCUUCACAUUCCGUAAUCCCGAGGACGUUUUCAGGGAAUUCUUUGGAGGCAGAGAUCCAUUUGCAGAUCUUUUUGCUGAUGACCCCUUUGAUGAUUUCUUUGGUGGAGGUCGCAGUCGUCAGAGGGGUGCAAGUCGAAGCAGGAUGGGGGGAUCGCUCUUUGGUUUUGGAAGCUUCCCAGCAUUUGGGUCCAGCUUCUCAGGGUUUGAUUCAGGUUUUAGCUCAUUUGGGGACAUGGGCGGAGGAGGGUUCACUUCCUUCUCUUCUUCAUCAUUUGGCAGUGGCGGAGGAGGAGGAGGAGGAGGAGGAAUGGGUAACUUCAGAUCUGUGUCGACCUCCACCAAGUUCAUCAACGGAAGAAAAAUUACAACAAAACGAAUUGUGGAGAACGGCCAGGAGCGGGUAGAAGUGGAAGAGGACGGUCAGUUAAAAUCUCUAACAGUAAAUGACAUCACAGCUGAUGACUCUUUGGAGGACGAGUUCCGUCGCCGCAGACAAAACGCACUCCCCGGCCUCGCCUCGCACCAACGCUACCUGAGAAACUCCGCCCAAAACCCCUUGGAGGAAGAGGAGGAGCACGGCCUACAGAGUCUGGGACUAACAAGAGGACACACAGACAACAAGAGGAAGAAACUGUGGCUAAAGGACGCCGAGUCCAAAAAGAAAAGAGCUCCUCGACUCUUCCCUCGCUUCGGCGGACUUGGUGCCUUUUUUUAAACACCCACCACCAAACACCUACACAAACAAACACACACAUAUACAAACAUAAAUAUGUAUAGUUGUUGGCAGAAGCUCCAUCCAUCAUAAGUGGCAUUAGUUUAUCUUCGCUGUGCAGUUCAGAGCAGAACUCCAGCCUGCUUUCAUCAGCCAAACAUUAGCUUGCAGAGACCUCACUUUAAUGUUUUGUUGUUUUUCUUUUGUCCAAGAAACAUUUUGAUUAUUAUAAAGCUUUUUUAUUGCUGUAUUUAUUGUGGGUGGAUGUAUAGUGAGCGUUUAGAAUCGUAAGCUAUCUCCCGUGAUUAGACUUUGUCUUUCUACAGCACUUGUUUUUUAAAUGAAGUGAAAGGAAAUCUGUAGUCUGUCUUGUUUUUGAUAAGCUGGAAAAUAACCGAGGUUUGAGCAUGUAAGAACAGGUAAAAGGUUGAUCUAUUCAGAAGAAGCGACAAGUGGAGGAGGACAUGGAGUGGUGCAGCAGUGAGUCCUAAAACCAAGGAGGAUGUGUUCACUUUUUAGCACUUAGAGUUCCAUCGUCUCAAAGUCUGUGGGAUUUCUGAAUGACUUUACAUAAUUGGUAUCAUGCCAAACAUGUAAACUCAUCUAGGUUAGACUCGCAGUUGACAAAGCCGUGAAGUAUUGUUCAUUUGUGAAGAUUUUUCUUGAUGAGCAACGCCUGUAAAUGUCAAACUCUUAGCUACUUUUUAGCUAAACCACAGAAUAAAACCCUGACUUUUGGUUGACGGGACCCUUGUGAUGCUGACUUCCUGGCUGGCCUACAUAAAUACGUCAUCCUUGCAGCACUCCAUGCGAGGAAUGAGAGUGAAACUGAUGGAAAGCAGUGAGAAGAGAGUUUGUUUUCUAGAAAGAGAUAAACAUCAUAUAUUAAAAGUAACACUCUGGCAGUUACAUUAUCCACUCCUUCACCACAACUCCCAUGAGGUGAAAAAAGCUAUUAAGCCCCCUCCCAAUGUCAUUAUUUCUUCUGUUUUUGUUUUGUAGGAUUCAUUGUACUGAAGGGAUAUAAAAUGUUAAAUCUUACAAGGCUGCUUUUGUAAAAGCCAAAAUCUUGUUUUCUUCAUUUGAGUCGUCCUUGGAUGUUUGUUCUUUUGAUUUCUGGAAGUAGGAAUGAAGAAAUAUCAAAGAAAUGUUCAUUUUUUAUGGACUCUUACCAAUAAAUGCAUUAAGAAAACA